This is a messenger RNA of Anneissia japonica, 2427 nucleotides long. RefSeq names its product peptidyl-prolyl cis-trans isomerase FKBP4-like. The coding region runs from base 86 to 1009 and encodes 307 amino acids. Gene Ontology annotation, molecular function: peptidyl-prolyl cis-trans isomerase activity; protein binding. Lineage: Eukaryota; Metazoa; Echinodermata; Crinoidea; Comatulida; Comatulidae. The record is from RefSeq and is a predicted model, not a curated record. The transcript is spliced from 2 exons.
CCGCAUUUCAUUAUGUCAUGUCUGGAAAGUUACCGGCCCGUCGUGAUUAUUACUUAUUAAGAAUGUUGUAUAUGAGCUGAAAGUGAUGAUGGAAAAUCAAGAACACAUUUUAACGUGGGAGUCACCAGAUAAAACUUUUAGCAAGAAAAUUAAACAAGAAGGCAAAGGAAGUGCCAAGCCAAAUGAUGGAACUGUAUGUUUGGUACACAUCACACCACUGGUUGCUUGCAGUAUUACAGACAAUGUGAUUGGCUACAAGUUAAACCGAAGUAUUGAUAUGUGUAUUGGAAAUGGUGAUUGUGAAUUAUCGGAAAUAUUUGAAGCUUGUGUUGAGAGCAUGAAAGAGGAGGAGAUCGCAGAACUGUUGAUACCAUCGACCAUUGUGAAGAAAAAGUGGCCAGAAUUUAAAGAUGAUCCACCAACAGAUGCUACUGCUGACAGUGAUCGAUUAAAAAAUGUGGUAUUUUCGCUUGAGUUAAAAGCUUUUACUCCAAGGAAACACAUAUGGGAGUUGGAUCCUUCUGAGAAAUUAACCAGGGCAACAGAGUUCAAAGAUAUCGGCACUAAUAAUUUCAAACGUGAGAAGUAUGACAUGGCAGAGAAGUUCUACACAAAAUCCUUGAAAGUUUUAGUCACAAUGGGAGUGGAGAGUGGAAUAACAGCCUUCGAGGAAGACCAGAUGAAUUCAUACAACACUGUACGAUGUGCUGCGUUACUGAAUCUAGCAGCGUGUCAGUUGAAAAGAGACAAGUUUGAGUUUGUUGUUGAGCAUUGCAAUAAUGCCCUAGAAAUUGAUUCUAAAAAUGUGAAGGGUCUGUACAGGAGAGGCCAGGCAUACAUGGCUUUAAAUGAAUUUGAAAAAGCCAAAGAGGAUCUGAAAUAUGCACUGCAAUUAGAGCCUAAGAAUAAACCAAUAAUAAAACAAUUGAGGGUGCUAGACUCUAAAAUUAAAGAACAUAGAGCACAGUAUAAGAAAGGAAUGAGUAAAAUGUUUGGAGGCCCUGUAUGACAUCAACUCAGUUAUAGUAGUAAUAAGCAAUUAGUAGAACUGCGCAUAGUACACUACCUGAAAAUUAUUAUACACAGGUUAGAUUUAAUGCUUGAAAACAUUUUCUGAGGGCCUGCAAGGCCCAAAGGAAAUUUUUAAUGCAUUAAAUCUAACGUAAAUAUAAUAAUUUUCAACCUAGUGUACAAUGUAUGCAGCUAUACUAAUUGCUUUAUAUAUUAAUCACCGUCUUUUAAUGUUAGUUUAAUACCGGUGUUGUAUUACAUUAGCUGUGUGUGCAUAUGCUAAUAUGCUCCUGCACUCGGUAAACACACAGCUAGCUAGCAAGACGUCACACAUCAGUUUGGAUACGAUGAAUAACUAUUUUAUUGUGAUGCUAUUUUGCUAUUUAGAUAGACAUUCACCUAUGAUGUCUGUGAUGCUAUUUUGAUAGACAUUCGUCAAAGAAAUAAACAUUUCUUAAAGCUUUUGAGAGAAUACAGUAGGCCCUAAUCACUUUUUGGUCGGAACAGACAGGUAAAAUCAUGUGACGAUUUCAUGUCUAGGAUGGCUACCAUCUAGGCCUUGGCGGCCUCAUGCCCAAGGCCUACAUCUAAUUUCGUUCCUUGAGUCUUUAAAAUAGGUCUAAAAUAUUCCUAUUAAAUGUUCAUUCAAUAGUUUAUUAGGGUCUAUUGAUUAAAGUAACUUUCUUUGGGUUCUAAUCAACCUUGUUUUAUGAAAUUAAUUUUUCAAUUACUACUUGUCAACAAAUAAGCCUAGCCUAGAAUUCAUCGUAGUGCGUGAUAUGUACAAAUGUUGAAUUGCUCUUUUGCACACGAGCUUAAAAAAAAGUCAAGCCAAGUUUACAUUGUGAAAAAUUAUUGUACUGUGGGGGAUAGGCAAAUAACAUUGGGAGUUGCAGUGAUGACGUCACGAUUGACUUAUAAUAAUACAUAAUUAUAGGCAAUAUAUCAUCCCAAGGUAUUUGAUAGUAAAUGAAUACUGUAUUAUAGAACUGAAUAAAAACACAACAAAUACAAGAAAUUUUGUAAGCAUCUUUCUUUACUUCAUUGCUAAAAAAUCACUUGAAUUGCAAAAAUAUACAGAUUUAUUAUUUUGUUGACUAAAGUGACUUAGACUUCAAUAUUCCACCUAAGACGAAAUUCUAUUACACCACUAUUUGCACUAUAAAAUCAAUCAUCUGCAUACCCAAACCACAUGGUAUGGCCGGGAGAAUCCAAGAAUCAAGAAUACAGUUUUAUAAAUCUCAAAAAUUAAAUGUUUUAGUGUAAUUUUCAAGAGAAGUCAUAUAUAUGAAAAACAUAUUUUAAAGAUUGGGAGUUUUGGGAUCUAGAUGUGGAUUCUCCUGGUAUACCAAAUCAUUUUAUUGGGAGCUAUGUACUGUACUUGCUAAAUUGUAUAACUAAAAAUUCCAACACCUA